Drosophila subobscura is the source of this 2149-nucleotide messenger RNA. RefSeq names its product ATP-binding cassette sub-family G member 5. Gene Ontology annotation, molecular function: ATP hydrolysis activity; ATP binding. The coding region runs from base 207 to 2021 and encodes 604 amino acids. The record is from RefSeq and is a predicted model, not a curated record. The transcript has 12 exons. Gene Ontology annotation, cellular component: plasma membrane. Lineage: Eukaryota; Metazoa; Arthropoda; Insecta; Diptera; Drosophilidae.
UCGGGCCAGAAGCAACAGUUUCAGUUGGAAGAUCGCGCUCAGUUGGUUUGGACGUAUUCGCGGAGUGAGAGCACGCCAUCUACCACUUUUGUGUCGUUUGUUUUGAAGCCGCUCUUGAACUACGGACAGCGUGUGAGGCACAGAGCAGGCGAAUAAGAAACAAACAAACCGUUGUUGCUCUCGCAGUUGUUGUUGCUGUGUUGGCUAUGAAAAUGAUUGGAAGCGAUUACGUACUGGAAGCGCACAACAUAUUCCAUACCACCGAGGUGGAUGGCGGGGGCUGCUUCAAUGGAGCCGGCAAUUCGGCGCUGGUGCUCAAAGGCGUCAAUCUCACCGUUCACAGUGGCGAAGUGAUGGCCAUACUGGGCUCCAAGGGCAGUGGUAAGCGCGCCUUGUUGGAUGUCAUUUCGAGGCGCUCCGAUGGCGCCACUCGUGGGCAGGUGCUGCUGAAUGGUUCACCGUUGUCCAAGGCCUUGUUCCAGCAGCGCUGCGGCUAUGUGACACAAUCCUGCACCUUUGUGCCCGGCCUGACGGUGGCCCAGACGCUGCACUACACGCCAACAAUUUUGAGUGGCUAUCUGAAGAGUUCGAAGGUGCGACAAGUGCUGGCUGACUUGGCGCUAUCGCAGGUGGCCCACAAGCGUGUGGAGUAUCUGAACAUCAGUGAGGCGAGACGCCUGGCCAUUGGCAUACAGCUGGUCAGAGAUCCUGUCAUGCUGCUGCUGGAUGAGCCCACGCAUGGACUGGAUCCGUUGAGCGCCUAUCUGCUGAUAUCCAUUCUAUCCAACACGGCCAAGAAAACGGGUUGUGGAAUUUUGCUCUCCCUAGAGAAACCCCGCUCCGAUGUGUUCCCCUUCCUGGAUCGUGCUCUGUUUCUGUGCCUGGGCGGUGUUGUCUACUCUGGCGGCACUCGCGCCAUGCUGGAGUACUUCCAUGGCAUUGGUUUUCCCUGUCCCCAACUGGAGAAUCCCCUCAUGUACUAUCUCUGCCUGUCCACUGUGGAUCGCCGCAGCCGCGAUCGUUUCCUGGAGUCCAGCCAGCAGAUUGAGGCGCUUGUGGAACGUUUCUCCCGAGAGACACCCAUCUCUGAUGCGCCUUUGAAUAACAUGGGAUCGGGCAAGGUGCCGCUGGCCUACGGCAAGCCGGGAGAGCUUAAAGUUUGGGUUAUGCUGUACUUGAAACUGCUGGCAUCAACCUUCUCCUGCGGUCUGGUUGGCAUGAAGACGCUUUUCCUGCGAUUGCUGCUGCUGCCCAUAGCCAUGAGCAUGCUUUGGGCUUUCUAUACAAAUGUGGGGGAUGAUGCUCAUGGCUUCUUCACCCGAAAUGGCAUGAUUCUGAACAUAUUGGGCUUGUCCUAUGGCUGCGGCAUACUGACUACCAUUACGCUAUUUCCCGUUUGGCGCAAGAAGCUCUCACAGGACACCCCAGAGGGCCUCUACUCUGGCACCACACUCCUUAUAGCCUACAAUGCAGUGUCCAUUCCUUUCUCUGCCGUGUCUGCUGUCAUUGCCAGCUGCGUGGUUUAUCCAUUGCUGCUGGAUUUGAAGUACAACAAUGGCAUUGUGUUUGCCUAUUUGCUUGUGGCACUGUGGUCCAGUUUCGUGCUCGCCGAACAGCUAUCCAUUGCCUUUUUGCUGGUGGUCAAGGUGCCCUUCAAUGCAGCCAUCGCGGUGACCUAUGCGCUGGUCAUCAGCAUUGCCCUGGCCAGUGGCACCGUUCGCUCCUUCAAGGGCCUACAACCCUGGCUGCAGGACAACACCAAGGGCACACAUACGCGCUAUGCAUCCUCGCUGCUGCACAGCAUCGCCUUUCAGACGCGAAAGUUGAAUUGCACGCCCACUGCCUCUGUCAUUUGCCCCAAGCCUACGGACUUUAUGCACGAGCGUCUAGGCUUGCCACAUCCAGAUGAAACAAUUGAUGUGGCUGCAUCCUGUGCGUUUGCCGUUGGCCUGGCUGCCUUCAAUAUGCUCGUUUAUUUGUUCCCCAUGCCGCGCUGUGUGCGACAAAAGUUCAAGGACUGAGUGCCGGCGUUCACCCACACUGCACAACAUGACUAACUUUAUUUAUUUUAAGCGUAUUUCACACAUAAUAAAACAAAACAAAAAACACAAUUGGCGGGCGAAAGAGGUUCAACAUCGAUAGUCACGAG